AAAGCCGUAUAUGUAUAUGUAAUACACACACGUAAACAUACAUCAUCAUCAUCAUCAUCAUCAUUGUAGUUGAACCAGUGUGAAAGAUAAGCGGUACAAAUUGCGACAGCACAUCACUUUUAUUGUGUUCAUUUAAUCGUAAACAUCAUACACGGCAGUCUUUAAAUUGAUCAUAAUGGCAAAUAUCGCGAAAAUUUGUGCCGGUCGGCUUCCAGCAAUGGGCAAAUUUCCAAUUGGAUUGCACAGCAUCCGUACAUUUGCAUCAGCCAAUUUCGAGUUUAUCAAAACGGAAACCACUGGUGCCAAUAAGAAUGUCGCCUUGAUCACACUGAACCGUCCGAAGGCCUUAAAUGCUCUGUGCAAAGGUCUCAUGACCGAAUUGAGCAACGCUCUCGACGCAUACGAGCGGGACACGUCGAUCAAUGUGGUCGUAUUGACUGGAAGCGAAAAAGCCUUUGCUGCCGGUGCCGAUAUCAAGGAAAUGCAAAACAACACAUAUGCCGAUUGUAUUACUGGUAAUUUCUUGAACGAUUGGACGCGCGUUGCACGUCUACAAAAACCGAUCAUUGCUGCUGUGAAUGGUUAUGCAUUGGGAGGUGGAUGUGAACUGGCUAUGAUGUGCGACAUCAUUUACGCUGGAGAUAAAGCGAAAUUUGGUCAACCGGAAAUCGCUAUUGGAACGAUUCCCGGAGCUGGUGGUACUCAGCGAUUGACUCGUGCGGCUGGUAAAUCGAAGGCAAUGGAAAUUUGCUUGACCGGGAAUAUGAUUGAUGCAGUUGAGGCGGAAAAAAUUGGUUUGGUUAGUAGAGUGGUGCCAGCCGCCAAUUUGGUCGAGGAGGCUGUGAAACUAGCAGACAAAAUUAGUACACAUUCGCCAUUGAUUGUUCAAUUGUGCAAGGAAGCUGUGAACACGGCAUACGAAGUUUCGCUGCAAGAAGGCCUGAAAUUCGAAAAACGCCAUUUCCAUGCCACAUUCUCAACGAAAGACCGAAAGGAGGGUAUGACCGCCUUUGUUGAGAAACGGCCACCAAAAUUCACCAGCGAAUAAGCUAAGCGAUAAACAUGUUGGUCCAGCCUUGGUACGCUCAUGUCAGCACCUUUGAUUACAUGAUUGCAUUUAUUUUAUCCAUUUUGUACUGUUUGGAAAACGAUUAAAAAAAUCUAUUUUAC
Bradysia coprophila is the source of this 1170-nucleotide messenger RNA. RefSeq names its product Enoyl-CoA hydratase, short chain 1 (gene Echs1). Lineage: Eukaryota; Metazoa; Arthropoda; Insecta; Diptera; Sciaridae. Gene Ontology annotation, molecular function: catalytic activity. The record is from RefSeq and is a predicted model, not a curated record. Gene Ontology annotation, cellular component: mitochondrion. Gene Ontology annotation, biological process: fatty acid beta-oxidation.